Molecule: messenger RNA, 4793 nt
Organism: Phyllostomus discolor (pale spear-nosed bat)
Lineage: Eukaryota; Metazoa; Chordata; Mammalia; Chiroptera; Phyllostomidae
Gene: DSG3
Product: desmoglein 3
Exons: 16
Coding region: 75-3047 (990 amino acids)
Biological process (GO): homophilic cell-cell adhesion
Cellular component (GO): plasma membrane; desmosome
Molecular function (GO): calcium ion binding
Source: RefSeq, a predicted model, not a curated record
GCAGAGACUGUGCAGAGGGGUGGAAGGACUGAGGCAGCAGCUCCCAGGGAUUUGCUCGGCGGGAGGCAGAGACAAUGACUUCGCUGCUUUUCAGAACCACAGGGGCUCUGGCCAUUUUAAUGGUGGUUGUAUUGGUUCAUGGAGAAUUGAGAAUAAAGACAAAAGGGCAACAUGAAGAAAACGGAACAGCCAUACAACAGGCCAAAAGGAGAUAUAAACGUGAAUGGGUGAAAUUUGCAAGACCCUGCAGAGAAGAAGAAGACAACUCAAAAAGAAACCCAAUUGCCACAAUUACUUCAGAUUUCCAAGCACAUGAAACCAUAUUCUACCGAAUUUCUGGAAAAGGAAUUGAUCAGCCCCCUUUGGGAAUCUUUGUUGUUAACCGAAAUACUGGAGAAAUUAACAUAACAUCCAUAGUUGAUCGUGAGAAAACCCCAAGCUUCAACAUCAUAUGUCACGCUCUAACUGCCCAAGGAAAAGAAGUAGAGAAACCACUUAUAUUAACAGUCAAAAUUCUAGAUAUCAACGACAACCCUCCAGUGUUUUCACAAAGUAUAUUCAUGGGUGAAAUUGAAGAAAAUAGCCCUGCAAACUCACUGGUGAUGAUACUAAAUGCCACAGAUGCAGAUGAGCCAAACAAUUUGAACUCUAUAAUUGCCUUCAAAAUCGUCUCUCAAGAGCCUGCAGGCAAUCCCAUGUUCCUCCUCAGCAGACACUCUGGGGAAGUCCGAACUUUGACCAAUUCUCUUGAUCGAGAGCAAGUUAGCAGCUAUCGUCUAAUUGUGAGUGGUGCAGACCGAGAUGGAGAAGGGCUGUCAAGUCAGUGUGAAAGUAGCAUCAAAGUGAAAGAUGUCAAUGAUAAUUUCCCGAUGUUGAGAGAACUUCAGUAUACAGCACGUAUUGAGGAAAACACUUUAAGUUCUGAGUUGCUUCGAUUUCAAGUAAUAGAUUUGGAUGAAGAGUUCACAGAUAAUUGGCUUGCGGUGUAUUUUUUCACCUCUGGAAAUGAAGGGAAUUGGUUUGAAAUAGAAACUGAUCCCAGAACAAACGAAGGCAUCCUGAAGGUGGUUAAGCCCCUAGAUUAUGAACAACUACAAAAUGCACGAUUUAGUAUUGCCGUUAAAAACAAAGCUGAAUUUCACCGAUCGAUAAUCUCUCAAUACCGAGUCAAGUCAACUGAAGUCACAGUUCAAGUUAUAAAUGUGCAAGAAGGGAUUGCAUUCCGUCCUGCUUCCAAGACGUUUAUUGUCCCGAAAGGCAUAAGUAGCAGAAGGUUGAUCAAUUAUGUUCUGGGAUCAUACCAAGCCAUUGAUGAGGACACUGGCAAAGCUGCCUCGAAUGUCAGAUAUAUCAUGGGACGUAAUGAUGGUGGUUUGCUAAUUAUUGAUUCAAAAACAGCUCAAAUCAAAUUUGUCAAAAACCUUGAUCGAGAUUCUGCCUUCAUUGUUAACAAAACAAUCAUAGCUGAGAUUCUGGCCAUCGAUGAAAACACAGGUAAAACAUCGACAGGCACCGUCCAUGUGAAAGUACCUGGUUUUAAUGAAAAUUGUCCAACAAUUGUCCUCGAAAGGGAAACGAUUUGCAGCUCAUCACCUUCCGUGACUGUCUCAGCUCGAGUACAGGACAGGAGCAAAUAUUCUGGCCCCUACACAUUUUCACUGGAGGAUCAGUCUCUGAAAUUGCCAGUUGUGUGGAGCAUCACAACUCUUAAUGCUACCUCUGCACUCCUAAGGGCCCAGCAGCAGGUACCCCCUGGAGUGCACAGAGUCUCCCUCAUCAUUUCAGACAGAGAAGACAGGCAGUGUGAGACUCCAGAGAGUCUGACUCUUGAGGUCUGUCAGUGCAACAACAGAGACGUCUGUACAGCCCCAGUGCCUGGGCCCAGGUAUGAAGAUGAGGAGUCGUCUUGGAAGCUGGGGCCUGCUGCCAUUGGCCUGAUAUUCCUUGGUCUUUUAAUGUUGCUGUUGGCCCCCCUUCUGCUGCUGACCUGUGACUGUGGGACGGGUCCCCUAGGGGGAGGAGCAGCUGGAUUCAUCCCAGUUCCUGAUGGUUCAGAAGGAACAAUUCAUCAAUGGGGAAUCGAAGGAGCCCAACCUAAAGACAAGGAAAUCACAAAUAUUUGUGUGCCAUUUGUAAACUCCAAUGGAACUGAUUUCAUGGAAAAUUCUGAUGUUUGUACAAACACGUGCACCAGAAGAAGGGUGGUGGAAGAAAAUUUGGGAAUGGAGCAUACCACCAAGCUUGAAACGGCUACAGGAUCUGGAGCAGAUAUGGUAGCUGCUGCGGGAUUCAGAAACACCACGGGGCUCGGCUUCUGUUCUGCCGAACAGUCAGGAACAAUGCGGACAAGGCAUUCCACCGGGGGGGCCCAGAGGGAAUGUGGUGAAGGAGAAAUAAACAUGAAUUUCUUGGAAUCCUACUUUUCUCAGAAAGCAUUUGACUGUGCAGAGGAAGAGGAUGGCCAGGAAGCAAAUGACUGCUUGCUGAUCUAUGACAACGAAGGAUUGGGUGCCCCUGGUUCUCCUGUGGGGUCCCUGGGUUGCUGCAGCUUUAUUGUCGAUGACCUGGAUGAGAGCUUUUUGGAUUCGCUGGGCCCGAAAUUUAAACAACUUGCAGAGAUAAGCCUCGGGUUUGAAGACAAAGCCAAACAAUCUCAGACACACAACAAAAACAGUGGUUCUGGGAUUGGACCCUGUGACCACUCUGUGGAAAUCCAGCAGUCAGGAUGUUCUAGGUGCCAGAUUUCACUAGACAGUCAAGGAGCUUCUGCUUUAUCUACUUCUUGCUCUGUCUUCCAACCCGCCAUUCCCAUCCCUGACCCUCUGCAGCAACGUAACUGUUUGGUGACGGAAACUUACUCAGCUUCUGGCUCCCUCGUGCAACCUUCUACUGCAGCCUUUGAUCCACUUCUCACGCAAAAUGUUAUAGUGACAGAGCGAGUGAUAUGUCCCAUUUCUAGUAGUCCUGGCAACCUAUGUGGUCCAAUUGAGCUACGAGGGUCGAGUAAUAUGAUUUGUACAGAAGAUCCUUGUUCCCGUCUGAUAUGACCAGAAUGAACAGGAACCACAGACUGGCUGCAUAAGGAUAUCUGGACCAAAUUAUCCAGAAUAGCAUAGCAAGUCUCACAGCAUCGGUCUAAUUUGGCACUUACUUGCUACUCUGAUAAAGUGAUCAUAAUUACAGGUUUCUAGUUCAUAUCCCCAAAGUGAAUAUGUUGCCAUUCUUAAUUCUCAAAUACUAUUCAAGUGGUAUUAAAUUUUAAUGUUUUUUUAAAAAUCUUAACAUAUUCAGUACAAAAAUAUCCUAACAAUUUUUAAACAUCUACUUUUGCAAUGCCAAAGAACGGUGCUCAUCCCUUUAAAAUGCAAUGAACUUUUAGUAGAUUAAGCACUUGGAGUCAAGAAUCCCAGUUCUUGUCUCUCUCACCUUCUCUUAUAUCACUAAUAAUGAUGUAAGAGUCUUAGGUGUUUGCUAAAGCACUUUGAGUUGCUCCAGAAAGAAAAAAAAAGAAUAAGUCACAGUUGAACUUUUUCCAUCUUCUUGGUGCUGGGAGACCCUACCUGAAUCUUUUGCUCAAGCUAAGGCUAUUGGCUUAUGCAUUAAACUUGCUACAUCUAUAUGCCUCAUAUUCUAACAAUAAGACAAUUUUAUCAUAGAACAUUUAAGAAAGUUUAGUAUAGUGUAAAUAGUAUUUUGGGUUUCUGUAAUCAUCUUGAAAUGAUCUAGCCAAAGAAAAUGUACUCCUUCCGACAUACUUCUCAGUAACAAAUCCUAUGUUAAUAGUUAAAAGUGUUCCUUAUUUUUUAAAUGUCAGCGGGCCAAUGUAACUUUCAUAUGACAAGCAUGAUGUCUAUUAUGUUAACAAUGUUUACAGACUUGUGGAAAUUCAAACCAUGGCUUUUCUCAUAAGCAGAAGGAGCUGCUGACUAGAAUAACACAAGAUAAAAUUUGUAAAUAUGUAUUAUAAACAGAAUUUCAGGUCAAAUAGGAUAUGAAAAAGGAUUAGCAGGAACCUCUUUUUUUUAAGCCUCCUUCCUUUUACAUUAAACAGCUACAGCAAUUUAAUUUUUGAGCAUAACAUUGUUAGGUUAGUGAAGGUUUAGGACGUGUUAUUUCAUGUAUGUUACCAUGAUAACAAUGCAGUUCUUCAAAUCAUUUCUGGUCCUUCAAGAUCUUCAGCCUUUAACCCGUAAAAAGCACCCUAACUGCUUAUCGACAUUAUUGUUUUAGCUGAGUCUUUAAAAGGUCACUGGCCAGCCCUAUUAUCUUUAAUUGCAUAUAAAACUUCCCUUCCAUUUUUUGGCCUUAUUCAAAACUGAUACUUGUUUUUCUAGAUGGAAUGCAAACUAAUAAAGCACUUGUGUUUUAACCCAGAAGGGUAGAGUCUGGAGGAUACCUUGUCAGAAAGAGACCCCCUAAAAUUUCUUACAUCUAAGAUUCUUCCCUGGCCCAGAUGCCUUGACUACCAGGAAGGCCUGUGCUAGGAUAACCUGAGACACGGGCAGCCUGUUCUUCCAAGACAAGGCUGUUGCUGCAAUAAGGAUUGCAGUGCACUUGUCUUGAGGUGAAGGAGACUUGACCCUAUGGAGCAGUCUGCUGGGUCCUGAGGAAGUUUCCUUGCUAUUACCACUGGGCACCUCUUCUCUGUCUUUUCAAAAGAUGCUUUCUGUAGGAUCUAGCAUACAUACAGUUGAUCUGUGCCUCUGUUUGUACACAAAAGUAAAGUCAAUAGUCAUAAUAACUCUUAUACCAAGGUGAAAAGUGUACUCAGGAUCCUUAAAGCAUUUUAACUU